AUGGCGAUCGCCUGCGAUGAGCUCGAAAGUACUCUUGGUCCGAGCACCGCCGAGGGUUCCUUAGGUGGAGGAUGGAAAUCAGCGAGGCUUAUCAUCGGUGUCGAAAUGGCGGAGCAGUUCGCCUUUUACGGGAUUUCUUCGAACCUUAUAAUGUACUUGACGGGACCAUUAGGAGAGUCGACAGCUACAGGUGCGGCCAAUGUCAACGCCUGGAGUGGAACGGUGUCGUUUCUGGCACUUCUCUGGGGCUUUACCGCUGACUCGUUUCUCGGCCGUUUUCGUACUAUACUACUCGCAUCUUCUCUGUAUAUCUUGGGACUUGGACUGCUUACGUCUUCAGCCAUGAUUUCUUCACACCGCAAAGAUCCUAAUCAACUCCAAGUGGCUAUCUUCUUCUGCUCUUUGUAUCUUAUAGCCAUAGGACAUGGCGGUUACAACCCGUGUAUUAAGGUAUUUGGAGCUGAUCAAUUUGAUGGAAAUGACUUGCAAGAAACAAAAGCCAAAAGCUCUUACUUUAACUGGUUAAUGUUUGGAAGCUGUACUAGCAUGUUGGCGACUCGUCUGAUCUCUAUCUUCAUCCAAGAGAACCUAAGUUGGUCCUUGGGAUUUGGUAUUCCAAGUGUUUCCAUGGUACUUUCUCUACUUCUCUUCCUACUUGGAACUAAGACUUAUCGUUUUAGCACUGCAAGAGUUGGAAAGCAAAACCCUUUUGCCAGAGUUAGUCAUGUUUUUAUGGAAGCUUUAAAGAACAGAAGAAGACAACCAGAUUUAGAUAUAAAUGACCGCAACGAGACCCUCCUCCUCCCUAGCCAAAAUUCAAAACAAUUCAGAUUCCUUGACAGGGCGGCGAUUUCGUGUGAUUUGGCUGAUAUUGAAGAAGCCAAUGCGGUGCUUAAACUUGUUCCAAUAUGGAUGACUUCCUUAGUGUACGCCAUUGUAUGUGCACAAUCCCACACUUUCUUCACAAAGCAAGGAGCCACAAUGGACAGGUCAAUCUCACCGGGACUCUUAGUCCCUGCAGCUACACUCCAAUGUUUCAUAAGCCUAGCAAUGGUCAUUUUCAUCCCAAUCUACGACUGUCUACUUGUCCCUAUCGCUAGAUCCUUCACUCAAAACCCAUCAGGAAUCACAAUGCUUCAAAGAAUUGGUUCAGGCAUCUCUUUGUCUAUUCUUGGUAUGGUAGUAGCUGCUUUGGUCGAGACCAAAAGGCUCCAAGCCGCUCGGGAUGAUGUCAUCGUACCCAUUAGCGUGUGGUGGUUGGUUCCACAGUACGUAAUCAUUGGAGUAUCCAAAGUGUUAACAAUGGUGGGCUUGCAAGAGCUUUUCUAUGACCAAGUCCCUAGUGAGCUUAGGACCGUUGGUAUGGCUCUGAAUCUAAGCAUAUACGGGGUCGGCGACUUCCUAAGCAGCUUCAUGAUAUCAAUCAUCGACAAAGCCACGAGCCAGUCUGGUCAAACGAGCUGGUUCGAUAACGACCUGAACAAAGCUCAUCUAGAUUAUUUCUAUUGGCUACUGGCUUGUCUCAGCUUCAUUGGUUUAGCCUCUUACUUGUGGUUCGCUAAAUCAUAUGUGUACAACAGACCAAACACCUUAUAA
Messenger RNA from Arabis nemorensis, 1596 nucleotides. Lineage: Eukaryota; Viridiplantae; Streptophyta; Magnoliopsida; Brassicales; Brassicaceae. The record is from the annotation of a GenBank genome assembly.